Molecule: messenger RNA, 1059 nt
Organism: Quercus robur (English oak)
Lineage: Eukaryota; Viridiplantae; Streptophyta; Magnoliopsida; Fagales; Fagaceae
Exons: 1
Coding region: 76-804 (242 amino acids)
Biological process (GO): photosystem I assembly; response to photooxidative stress
Cellular component (GO): chloroplast thylakoid membrane
Source: RefSeq, a predicted model, not a curated record
GACAAACAAGUUGUUAAAGUUGCAUACUCACAGAACUAGCUAGCCAAAGUCAUUUCAUCAUCUAUUUAGCUAAUCAUGUUGAAGAUGAUAAGGAGAAACGAAAGCAAAGUAAAUCCUGGUCAGGCUAACGAUGUUGCUGAUCAUGACCAGAACUCUGCAGUGGAAAAUUCUCUCACCAAGCAACCUGAGAUUCAGCUACAAAGAAGUAAGUCAUGUGGUGAAGGAAGAGCAAGUGCACCUUCAGAAGAACUUUCUCUUAGGCUAUCUAAACCAAAUGCUACUGAGAGAAAUAGUAUUAGGAGUCGUAACAACAUGGAUCCUAGUGAAAAGGCAUUCAAAUGUGGUCUCUUGUGCCUGUUCUUUCCAUUGUUUGGUAAGGGAAAGUUAGCAAAGCCCAAAAGAGAAGAAGCAAUGAUGAUAGAAGAAAUCAUAUCCAGGACAGUUUCCUUAGAGAAAUUCGAAUGUGGGUCAUGGGCAUCAUCGGCUAUAUGUCGCGGCAGCGAGGAAGGUGGAGACUCCAAGCAUCUCUACUUUGAUCUUCCAUUGGAGUUGAUUCGAAACAGCAAUGUGAACGAUGAUGCAAAUUCACCAGUUAAAGCAGCUUUUGUCUUUGAUAAAGACCGCAAAGGAAUUCUCAAGAAUUGCUCCACAAAAGCAGUAACAACCAAAAAACCAGACGAAUCAACUGGCCGCCAUGUUCGUUUUCCUACAUCGUGUCCUGAGUCGCCAGUUUUAUGCAUUUCACCUCGCUUGCUCAAGGCAAGGGAGGACUUCAAUGCUUUCCUAGAAGCUCAAAAUAAAUAAAAAGUAUCAUGAAAUCUCAGUAUGUAGCACUAAGUACUUCUUUUGUUCUCUGUUUUUUUUUUUUUUUUUUUUUUUUUUCAAUGAUGCAUUUGUGUUUUGGUCAUUUUCCUUUUAAUUUUUUGGUGGCCAAAAUGCUAGCAGUGUGUCUUUUGGUUGUUUUAGCACCUUAGUGGACCAGUGUAUGAUAUUUUUGAAGGUCAUUUAUCCAUAUCAAUAUAUAUCUUGCUUACAGAUAGUAUUAAGAUUCAAGUUCAA